CUCUUAGAGUAGUACAGAAUAUUCAUUUCACGUCGAUUCUUCGACAGCGUUUAUACUAAAUGUACGUACGUCCUAGAUCAUGGCAUUGACACUUCUCUCUGGAUAUCUUUUGAUGCGUAUUAAACACUUUAACAUUAGUUUUGUUACGUUUAAAAGUACCCCAUUAAAGAGCGGGUGAGCCGUUGUAAGGGAAUCUGUACGUGGUGGACUCCUGUGAAGGAAUUGGCGUGUGUGUGCCGUAAUCCGCGAUUUUUGAAGUGGAGACAUAACGCCUGAUGUAGGCCUAUUAAUUUGUUUAAUGUGGUGUUCUGAGAUGUUGUGAGUGGUUUGACUAAGCUGAAGUUUUAAGUUCAAUUUUCUGCUGUAGCUGAAAGAAAAUCUGAGCGAUGGUGGGGAAGGCGUUACGGACGAGCUACAAAGUGAAGAAGCUGUUUAGAAAAAACUACUUUCGUUUCGUGGUUUAUAUCUUUGCGCAUCACCAGCUAAGCGAUUCAUAAAGGAUGUUCCAGAAAGACAAGAGGAUGUUGGUGGCCGUCGGUGGGAUCUUUGUGCUGCUUCUGGCCAUCGCAACGGCCGAAUUGAGAGAGUCGUGGUUCGAGUACAGAGCCAGGACUCAGAGGGAGGUCAAGAAGAAGGCCAGGACUUCCUUAGAUGCCAACAUAGAACUUGGAGAGCUCCACUCGCGACAGAAGCGCUCCAUCGCCUUCCCAACAGGAUCAACUUUUACCAUCACUCCCGUGCUUUGCAUUCCUGUCGUUUCUGUGGGAGAUCUGACUGGGUAUCUUGACAUCGAACUUCCGUUUACCAUAAAACUGCCCAAUGCUACCCAGGUCACGUAUGGUCGAAUGGACAAUGACAGAAUGGGCAUAUACUCGGUUCUCAUCGAUACCAUUAGCAGGUUCGGUCUAGACGGCAAGUCCUGUUUGCUGAGAGCUGUGUGUGAGGUGGCGGAGUCCCCCCUGAGAGACGACGGCCUCUUGGGAGAAAUUAUCAACAUUGUUCUCACGGCUUCUUAUGGGACCACGUCCAACGAACUCUACGACUACGUCAACGCGGAAUACUACGGCAGAGCCUACGGCAGCUGCUGGUCGGCGUAUCCCGACUGCCCAGUGUCCAUCUUCAAAGUGUUCGACACUAACCACGAGCUUUGAUUACGAAGAUGGAGUUAGAUUAAGCCUUCGACCUUUUGGUUCCUUUUUGCUUAAAGGUAUCCUCUUCUUUUCCUCUCAGUCACGGAACUUGGAGUUCUGUCUGCUCUUCUUCAAAUGAUGAGUCGAUAUUUUUGUAAACUUGUAAUAAAACUACAAAGUUGAGGGUUUAAGUCUUCGAUACAUCUCGUCUCACUUUCAGCGUGUAUAACUGAAGAAGAGGCGAAAUGCUGCAGAUCUCCAAACUUGUGGUUUUGUUAUAUUUACAAAAAAAAAAAAAAAAAAAAAAAAAAAAUAA
Messenger RNA from Macrobrachium nipponense, 1446 nucleotides. RefSeq lists its product as uncharacterized. The record is from RefSeq and is a predicted model, not a curated record. Bases 501 to 1151 code for a protein of 216 amino acids. The transcript has 7 exons. NCBI's taxonomy places the organism in Eukaryota, Metazoa, Arthropoda, Malacostraca, Decapoda, Palaemonidae.